Messenger RNA from Pestalotiopsis fici W106-1, 2244 nucleotides. RefSeq lists its product as uncharacterized. The transcript is spliced from 12 exons. Gene Ontology annotation, molecular function: hexosyltransferase activity; UDP-glycosyltransferase activity. NCBI's taxonomy places the organism in Eukaryota, Fungi, Ascomycota, Sordariomycetes, Amphisphaeriales, Sporocadaceae. Gene Ontology annotation, biological process: carbohydrate metabolic process. The coding region runs from base 1 to 2244 and encodes 747 amino acids. The record is from RefSeq and is a predicted model, not a curated record.
AUGGAACCCCCACCACCCUACGAGCUUCAGUCUUCAGGUCAUGUCUUGGCCAGCUCAGCGACCAUACAAGAGGAUGGAUCAAUCGCUAUAGCCUUUUCCUCGAAAAGCCCCCAAGACAUAGAGCAGCUUCUACCUGCUUUACCGGUGUCACAGGCUGAGACGGAACCCAUUCCCCAGGCAGCAGCAACAUGUCCCGCCCUGAAUGUUGUCAUACAUGUAGUAGGCAGCCGAGGCGACGUGCAACCAUUUAUUGCAUAUGGAGUCGCUUUGCAGCGACAGGGGCAUCGCGUCCGUCUGGCCACCCACAACGUUUUUGAAGAAUUCUACAUGGUGAAGAACCCAGGGUUGAUUCCCUCUAUCGAGUCCCUACGGGGCGGAGAUGUUGGUCGAAAGCGAGCCAUGGUUAAGGAAAUGCUUCAUGGAUUUUGGCAGUCGUGCAUUGACACAGACCCCGUCUCCGGCGCACCUUUUGUCGCCGAUGCAAUAGUCGCUAAUCCGCCCAGCUUUGCUCAUGUUCAUUGUGCUCAGGCUCUUGGGAUACCCGUUCAUAUCAUGUUCACCAUGCCGUGGACUGCCACAAGAGCCUUUCCUCAUCCGCUGGCCAACAUGCAGCAAAGCGACCUGGAACCCGCAGCUGCAAAUUGGCUUUCUUAUGGAGUGGUGGGUUUAAUGACCUGGCAAGGGCUGGGCGAUGUGAUCAACGCCUGGAGAAAGCAUGAACUCCGUCUCGAAGAGAUUCCAGCUUCCAUGGGCCCGUCUCUCGUGGAAUAUUUACGAAUACCGCACACUUACUGUUGGUCCCCAGCACUGGUUGCCAAACCUACUGACUGGGGCUCCGAGAUAGAUGUGUGUGGUUUCUUUUUACGCGACGAGCCCAAGUAUAUUCCUCCAGCCGGGCUAGAUGCAUUCCUUGCAUCUGGACCUGCUCCACUGUAUGUAGGCUUCGGAAGCAUCGUCCUGGAUGACCCUGAGCGUCUCAGUAAUGUCAUUUUGGAUGCUGCUCGCAAAUGUGAAGUGCGACUCAUCAUCUCGAGGGGAUGGAGCAAAUUAGGCGGCAAUACACCAAACUCGAAAAACGUCUUUUACAUAGAGGACUGCCCUCACGAAUGGCUGUUCAAGAGAGUUUCGGCCGUUUUGCACCAUGGAGGCGCCGGUACUACAGCUUGUGGGUUGGUGAAUGCACGCCCUACUAUAAUUGUUCCAUUCUUUGGCGAUCAACCUUUUUGGGCAGAUGUAGUGGCAAAUGCAGGAGCUGGUCCCAGACCUAUUCCACAAACAGAAUUAACCAUCGACCGUCUCGUCCAGGCCAUUGAGUUUGCGACUUCCGUGGCUGCCAAGGAUGCCGCUGAGAAGUUGGCAACCAAGAUGCGUCAGGAAAAAGGAGUUGAUACUGCGGUGGCCUCGUUUCAUAAAGCGCUCCCACUAGCAAACAUACGCUGCGAGAUUAUCCCAGGCCAAGUUGCUCGGUGGGUUCUUGCUAAGUGUGAGAAGAGUAUACGAAUAUCCGAUGCUGCAGUUGCGAUAUUGAUUAGGCAAAAGAAGUUCAAGAUUGAUGAGUUCAAGCCGCUUCGAAGUAGGGAAUAUGAUACCGACGUCCGUAGAUGGGAUCCGCUGUCGGGCGGUGCAGCUUCGACGCUAGGCACCAUGACUGACUUUACCAUGGCCCUCGGAGGUGUCUUUAUCGAUCCCUUCAAAGCUUACAAGCGCGUAAAGAGGCAAGGUAAUGAUGGCUCGGCUGCUGCUCUGAAAGAAGUCGGCCUCGGCUUCGGCUCCAUGGGCGGGGCGUUGACUAAGGGAACACUGGUCAACACGCCGUUGGCGCUGGCAGAGGGCCUCCGCAACGUGCCUCGUUUGUAUGGUGAAGAGGUAAAAGACCAUGGAAAAGUCAAAGAUUGGCAAAGUGGUGGAAAGGUUGCUGCCAAGAAUUUCGGGUCAGGAUUCUACCAUGGUAUUACCGGUUUUGUCACGCAGCCAUACAAGGGGGCCAAGGAAGAAGGAACUCCGGGUUUCUUGAAAGGAGCUGGCAAGGGUACCGUUGGCCUGAUUACCAAACCAGGCGCUGCCAUGUUUGGUCUGAUGGCGUAUCCUGCACAGGGCAUUUACAAGACAAUCAAAGCAGCAAACAGUUCGGAACAGUCUGUGCUAAGGUCCAAAUGUGCCAUGGUAGACAAGGUUGCGGCGGAGAACAUGCAAGAUAUCAUGAUAGACGAGGUUCUGAAGACGUUUGAUGCCCUGUCACGAUAG